Tremella mesenterica DSM 1558 is the source of this 763-nucleotide messenger RNA. RefSeq lists its product as uncharacterized. Lineage: Eukaryota; Fungi; Basidiomycota; Tremellomycetes; Tremellales; Tremellaceae. The coding region runs from base 63 to 320 and encodes 85 amino acids. The record is from RefSeq and is a predicted model, not a curated record. The transcript has a single exon.
CUGACUCAACAAAAUCACGAUAUAUAUUGGCAUCUAUUGACCGCCAUGCACUACCAUCAAAUAUGCUUGUCAUAAGUUGUUCGGGGUCUCUUGCCAUCGAUGUGGGUAUUGGAGCGGUGGUCAUUAUGGAGUCACUGUCAGAUUUUCGUCUCCAGAGUUGUAUCAUCUCUACGAAUCUUGGGUCUCGAAGGAAGCUUUGGAUCAUUACUGAGGGCGGGGUGAAGGCAACAACCUUACACGGCAUCUUCAGUUUUCCUUUGCGCGUGAAUAGAGGGGCACCGCAUCGGUGGUCCAUCGGUCGUAGGGGGUCGGUCUGGUGACCACCUGAGUUCUGGUAACUUGGGAGUUCUUUGAGUGGAAGAAGCCAACAACACUUCUCAUCGUUACAGACCGCGUAUCUUUUGAUAACAUCAUCCGGAGAGAUCCCUAAGCGAGCAUAGGCUUCGAUGGGGUCGGUAGUCACAGGGGGGGAGGUACCACCAUGAGCUUGGCGCAUGAAGUUAGCACAGGAAAGACCAAUACUGACUUGGUCGAACGAGCCGCCUCCGACAGACAGGACCGCGGCUUGGAUAUAAGCGAUGCGUUCUGCUGCACUCAAAUCUUGGUGUACAAACCUGUGGAUGAAAGGGGGCAUGAUAUUGAGUUCGUCGAGUAGUCGAAGGGAAGGUCGUACAUGAUGGGGGAUAGUCGCGUAAAUGUGGUUUGCGGGUUGAAUGUCGGCGAACAUAUCGUUCGUGUCAUCUUCAUCUCCGCUUGAAUCUUC